AUGCAAAUAGUUACAAAUUGUUCCCCAGUAUGUAAAGUUCUCAUUGUUGGUGGUGGUGCCGGUGGUUGUGCCUUGGCUGCCAAACUUUCCUCCAAAUUGGGUAAAGGCAAAGUUAUUGUUGUAGAUCCCGCCGAUAAACACUACUAUCAACCUAUGUUUACUUUGAUUGGAGGCGGCAUUAAACGUUUAGAACAAUCCUAUAAAAUGAUGGCUGAUGUUUUGCCUAAGAAAAUUAAAUGGAUUAAGGAAAAGGCUGUUCAUUUUGAUCCCAAUAAUAAUACUGUUUCAACAUCGGGUGGUAAUGAUAUUAAAUACGAUAUGCUUUUGAUUGCUACCGGUUUGGAAUUGAAUUAUCACAAGAUUCCCGGUUUAGAAGAAGGUCUCUCCAUUCCCCAUGGCAAUGUUUGCUCCAUCUAUUCUCCCAAAUAUGUUGAUCGUACUUUUGAGGCUUUGCGUAAUAUUGAAAAAGGCAAUGCCAUCUUUACCUUCCCCAGUUCUCCUGUUAAAUGUCCAGGAGCUCCACAAAAGAUUGUUUAUAUAACAGAGCAUUAUUUAAGAAAGACCAACAAACGUAAUAAUGUCAAUGUCAUCUAUAAUACCUCAUUGCCCGUGAUAUUUGGUGUUAAACAUUACGCUGAUGCCUUGUGGCCCAUUGUCAAGAAGCGUAAUAUUCAAGUUAAUACCAGACGUAAUUUGAUCGAAGUUAAAGCCGACAAAGAUAUAGCUGUAUUCCAAAAUCUCGAUAAACCCGAAGAGCUCUUUGAAGAACAGUAUUCUAUGCUGCAUGUUGUUCCACCCAUGGGCACUCCCGUCGAAUUGGCCAAAUGCCGUGAUUUAGUCAAUGAAGCCGGUUUUGUAGAGGUGGAUCCAGCAACUAUGCAACAUAUUAGAUAUAACAAUGUCUUUGCCAUUGGUGAUUGCUCAGCUUCUCCCAAUUCCAAAACAGCUGCUGCUGCUGCUGCCCAAUCCCCUGUUGUCUAUCGCAAUAUGUUGGCUGUCAUGAAUGGCAAACCCUUUAAGGAUGCCUAUGAUGGUUAUGCCUCUUGUCCCUUGGUUACCGGUUAUCAUACCUGUAUUUUGGCUGAAUUCGAUUAUAAUCUACAACCCUUGGAAACUUUCCCUGUUGCCCAGAAUAAGGAACGUUAUUCCAUGUUUAUUAUGAAGAAAGAUUUCAUGCCUCCCUUGUACUGGUACAUGAUGUUGAAGGGUUAUUGGAAUGGCCCCGCUUUGAUGCGUAACGCCUUUUCUCUAUUUAAGUUUGGCAAAUAAAUAAUAAAGACUUAAAACCCCUAAAGUAAAGUUGAUAUGAAUGAGUAUUCAAUAAAAAACGAGACGUGCAAUAUGCAAGGUUGUGUUAUAAAAGCAAAAACAAAUUAAGUUAACAGAGCACUAUAGUUAAUAGAUUUUUGUAUUUUUUUUCCAACGACUUAUUAAGUUAAUUUAAAAAUAAUAUAAUAAAGUUUCAUUAGAAUUAUAAAAAAAUA
Lucilia cuprina (Australian sheep blowfly) is the source of this 1484-nucleotide messenger RNA. RefSeq names its product sulfide:quinone oxidoreductase, mitochondrial (gene Sqor). The transcript is spliced from 7 exons. Gene Ontology annotation, cellular component: mitochondrion. The record is from RefSeq and is a predicted model, not a curated record. Gene Ontology annotation, molecular function: sulfide:quinone oxidoreductase activity; FAD binding. Bases 1 to 1269 code for a protein of 422 amino acids. NCBI's taxonomy places the organism in Eukaryota, Metazoa, Arthropoda, Insecta, Diptera, Calliphoridae.